Messenger RNA from Gongylonema pulchrum, 357 nucleotides. The record is from the annotation of a GenBank genome assembly. NCBI's taxonomy places the organism in Eukaryota, Metazoa, Nematoda, Chromadorea, Rhabditida, Gongylonematidae.
AUGUGGCAUGUUACUUGUGGCUAUGGAUGGGUGGUCGUCUUCGCCUCAUUUUGCGCCAAUAUCAUUGUUGACGGAAUUAUUUUCACAACUGGCGAAGCGCUGGUUGGAAUUUGGGAGCAGGAUUUCAGGACAACAGCUAUGCAAGCUUCCAUUGCUCAAUCGCUUCUCACUGGGUUUUAUUUGCUUGCAGGUCCACUGGCAAGUGCAUUUGCUAAUCUGUUCGGAUGCCGCCUUGUAACAAUUGGUGGUGCCUUGAUAACAUUCACUGGUUUUAUACUAUCUUCGUUCGUCUCAUCGCUCCCAUUUCUUUACAUUACAUUUGGCGUUAUUGGAGGUCAGUUUUUUUCUGCUUUCUGA